CAGAUCAGAGAUAGAUUGAAGUGUACAUAUUACGUAUCCUUAAACCAAUCACAAGUCACUACGUUGCCAAGUUUUGCCUGAUUGGUUCCUAAACUUGAUCUUCAAUUUUCCAACGAAGGGUUCCUUACCAUCUCUUCUAACCUAAAAGCUAAACCCAAUCCCCAAUCUCUUCUAAGUUAAUAAUCUUGAUAUUGGCAUCUUCAAAUAUCUUUCCCAGAAUCUGAAAAAAGGAAUAAUUUAGAUUCCAAGAAUGGGAAACGCUCUGAGAUUCUUGUAUGGUCAUUGCUGCAAACCUUCAGCAGACUCCGACUCCCUCGGCCAUCACGGUGUUACACACACCACCGUCGGCGUUUCAGCUCUAGCACACGAUCUCUACAACUUUGAGAUCACCUCCCAGGUUCCUCAAGGAUUGAGUAAGCAUGUUGUCUCAUCCAAGAAGGCUCAAGCUAACUGGUAUAAGAAACUUUCAGACGCAUGGAGAGAAACAAAGCCUCCCCCUAAAACACCUGAAGAAGCUUCAAGGCUUGUCAUUCAGACCUUGAAAAGACAUCAGAAAGCAGAUGUCGAGGGGUUAUUGGCUUUCUAUGGUCUUCCUCUUCCUCACUCCCUAGUUGAACUGAGCAGCGAUGGUGCUCCUCCAUCACAUCCGCAGGGACUCAAGUUCGAAUUGCAUACUCUCCCUGUGGACGCCAAGGCCGUAGCAGAUGGUGAUACAGUAACUGUAUAUGUUAGUACAACAGAUCCUAGAGAGUCAUCGUGUCUCCCAAGAGAUGUGCAAGUUGCGGCAGUUCAAAGAUCAAAAGCAAGGGCUCAGAAGAAUUAUCCCAAAGCAGAUGAACUGCACAAACAAAUCAUAGAUUCAGGAUACCGAGUGAUACCAGUGAACAAUGAGGAAGUUCUCGCUCGAAAAUAUAGGAUCAGAUUAAGGGGAAUAGAUGCACCAGAAAGUGCAAUGCCAUAUGGUAAAGAGGCCAAGGAAGAACUAACUAAAGUUGUUCAGGGCAAGAGUUUAAGGGUCUUGAUUUUUGAGGAGGAUCGCUAUGGCCGUUGUGUAGGAGAUAUAUACUGCAAUGGCAUAUUUGUACAGGAAGUGAUGCUGAAGAAGGGCUUGGCUUGGCACUAUACUGCGUACGACAAGCGUCCAGAGUUAGAAAAGUGGGAGAAAGAAGCUCGAGCAAAACGAAUUGGCUUGUGGGCAGCCAGAAAUCCUGAAAUGCCAUGGGAAUGGAGGAAGCAGAAACGUGAAAACCAACGUUCUUGAAACCAACAAAGAUAUGCUUUUCUUGAUAAAUAAGAGCUCCGACAAAGCCGAGGCAUAAGGAAGCCAGAGUAACAUUAUAUUCAAAGCUCGAACCAGAUUAAAUUGUGUUGAUAUAGAUGAGGCGCAAUGGAGAAGCUACAUGCCCCUAGUAAUUUAAGUAUUUAACCCCAAGGAAGCAAUAUUCGUGUAAUUGUACAUUCCUUGUUGUAUAUGUAUUAUUAUGUACCAAGUAUCUAUCCAUCAAGGUGAAGAUAAACAAGAAGAAAACAAUUAAUAAGCAUUAAUAUCCCAUAA
This is a messenger RNA of Nicotiana attenuata, 1555 nucleotides long. Its product is annotated as staphylococcal-like nuclease CAN2. NCBI's taxonomy places the organism in Eukaryota, Viridiplantae, Streptophyta, Magnoliopsida, Solanales, Solanaceae. The record is from RefSeq and is a predicted model, not a curated record. The transcript is spliced from 9 exons. Gene Ontology annotation, molecular function: nucleic acid binding; nuclease activity. Bases 251 to 1261 code for a protein of 336 amino acids. Gene Ontology annotation, cellular component: cytoplasm.